CAUUGUAACCCCGCCCCUCAGGGCUUCGGUCUGUCCCUGAUCCCACACAGCGGCCACACGGACGUGCAGCGCGUGCGGAACCGUUAUUGUCGUUAUUACUGCCGUUAUCAUUAGUGAUGGCCACGGCUCUGUCGCGCGCGCUCAAACUGCCAGGGAAGAAGGGCUCGGAGCUGGGCGAGUAUGACCCCCUGACCCAGGUGGACAGUGAGGAUGACAGCGAGGAGGACGACCUCGUGCUGAAUUACCCACGUAACGGCCUCGCCUCACACUCACACGCCGCCACACUCAGGCUGGGACAGGAAGAGGCGGAGCUACACGAGGAGGAUGAGGAGGACGCAUGGAGACAUGGCGGUGGGAAGGACAGGCGGGGCGAAGCUGGAGAGUCAACUGAUGAGGGGGUGGGGUUGGUCAGCGAGGGGGCGGGGCAGAAGGUGAAGGUCAGGGCGGCGGUGCGUACAGCGGCGUUUGUGGUGCCGCUGAUUUGCGCCGCAAUGUUCGUCCUUCUGUUUGCCUUCCUGGUGCCGUGCCAGCGAGGAGGCUCACACAGACAGGAGUGGGAGACGGAAGUGGGACACGCAGGUGGUGUGACAUCACCUCCCAUGGCAUUAUGGGAUGUAGAUGGGGACGGAGUGGAGGACUUAUUAAUCGCAGUCAUGAGGAUCAACAACAGCAGCCAGCAGAUCAGUUUCCUAGGAAACAGCAAGGAGUACAGUGUAGUAGCUCUGCACGGAGUGAACGGCUCAGUGAUCUGGACUCGCUCUCUGAAGGAGCCGCUCUCCUCUGUGCAGUGUUCAGCUCCCAACACCUGCCUACUCAUCACCUCCACAUACCUGACCAGUGUAAACGCAUCCACAGGUAAGAAGUUGUGGGAGGUGCCAGCAAGAGAGGGGGAGUCACAGGCUGUGGGUGUUCCUGAUUUGCAGGGAGAUUCUGUUCCAGAUCUGCUGAUUGCUACUCUACCUGCAGAUGAGGAAUUAGAUCCCUCUCUAGUCCUGCACUCAGGGUUGACGGGCUCUCUGAUUGGCCAGCCGGUGAACUUUAACCUCACUCCACAGGGAAAGCUGAUUGGUCCCUUGCUGCAUGAGACAGCAGUGGGAGCAUACUACAUCCUGUUUGGUUUGGGCAUGGUGGAGGCGGUGUCUCUGGGAGACGUUUAUAAACAAGCGACGGGCUGGACGACCGUUCCCUCGAGUCUCGGUGUGAAGGACCCCGUGUGGGAGAAGCAGAGGAAGAACAACUCGUCUACACUCAUCCACAUCUACAGUGGGGUUGAUCAGAUUGAGUAUUUUCUCCCCCUGGUGGCCGGAGUGUGUAAUAACCACAAUAACCUGGAUGCUGAGUCGAGCUGUAACUCUAGCCGCAGUGACUGGGUGUUGGUGUGUGUGAACAGUCGGAUCUCCUUCAUCCGAGAAAGAGACAUACACACCACCUGGACCGUUAACUCCUCCUCCAUACACAGUCGUCCUGCUAUUGGUCAUUUUAAUGAUGAUGGAGUUCCUGAUCUGGUCAUCCAGCAGUCUGCUAAUGGCGUCCGAAAGGUCCAGAUCAUUGAUGGUGCUCAGGGGCGGAGCCUGUGGGAGGUGGAGUUUGUUUGUCCCCGCCUUGUUCUGGAAGGUUCUACUAUUCUGACCACGUCCGGCCUGUCAGUACUCCUGUUUUGGGCAGGAGAUCCACUUCCUGCAUCGAAGAACAUUACCAAGGUGAGCCCACCUGAGCCAGUCCUCCGCAGGCUAUUCCUCCUCCACCCAGCAUAUCCCACAAUCCUCCAGGAGCUUACCAGUACUACUGACACAGCACUCACAGCUACAGUGAGUUACGAUGACGAGCAGAAGGAUGUGUCCUACGUGGUGGUGGUGUCACGGCCCGUCUCGGGUCUCGGCCCCGGGACUCAGCUGGUGAAGAGUGUGAGUGUGAGAGCGUCUCUGAGCAGGGCUAACACCAUACGCCUGAGUGACGACACGCACACACACACCGCCUUCCAGAUCAACAAGUUCUUCAGAAGCCUGUCCUUCAGACGCCAGUGAGAAGCUGAAGGAGACGGAUCAGGAUCAGGAUGUUCACACCAAUACAUAUUUAUUCACAUUAAUUUAUUUAUGAUGAUGAUGAUGAUGAUGAUGUUGAUGUUUAACCUCCACUGAGAGAAGAUAUAAUCAGUGAGGUGGAAUAACGUUCCAAAUGAACAAUAUGAUCUUAAAUCAAAAAUGAAACUGUCACUGUACUCAACGAGAGCUAGGUUACUAAUGGUAAUGCUAACACUAGCAUAACACUUUGUGACAAUGUCUAUUGUUAAAAGCACAAUGUAAAUACAAUCGUGUUGAACUGAGCUAGCAACGCUUGUUUUGAGCGGCUGCAUGUUCGAAAUAAUAAUAAAAAAAAAACAAAUGACCACAGUCAGCAUGCUUAAAUGAUGCUUUUUUAGCAUUAGUGUUAGCGUUAGCGUUAGCGAGCAGUGUAUGCCAUAGCAAAGACUUGUAAAGCUUGCUAAUGUAAUGUGAUGCUAAUGAACUCUAAGCUCUCGGUCAGUGUAUUGCUUGUUUCUUCCUUGGACCACUGAUUUUUAUUUUUCCAAAUGUUCUUUGUUUGCUUUUGUCCAAUUUUAUGUAAAAUGACAGUCCUGUAAAUAAUUUGUGUUGUCAUGAUGACAGGACCCUGCCCACUGACCAUGACAUCAUUGGUUUCCUGGUCGCCAUUGCAGAAGUGCACAAUGUGUAAGCAUGGGUUGUGUGUAAGAUAUUUUUAAAGGAAUAAUGUGUAUAUAUAGGUGAGGUGUGUGUGUGUGUGUGUGAGUGAGAGAGAGUGUGUGUGAGAGAGAGAGAGAGAGAGAGAACAUGAUGUAAAUAUAAUAUUCAGACUGGUUUCUGCAAACAAGCACAACAAACAAUUUGCCUUUUGUUUAACAGAACAAACAGACACGUAGUGAGAAGCUUCUCCUAGCACGUGAACACACACACACACACACACACACAAAGUUACAGACGCUUUUAUUCACGAUGUUUCUGCAGUGUGAUAAGAGUUAACUGCCGUACAAUAAAGACUAAACAUUGAUCAA
Messenger RNA from Ictalurus punctatus (channel catfish), 3049 nucleotides. RefSeq names its product family with sequence similarity 234 member B (gene fam234b). Gene Ontology annotation, molecular function: protein binding. The record is from RefSeq and is a predicted model, not a curated record. The transcript is spliced from 13 exons. Bases 117 to 2024 code for a protein of 635 amino acids. NCBI's taxonomy places the organism in Eukaryota, Metazoa, Chordata, Actinopteri, Siluriformes, Ictaluridae.